Messenger RNA from Anopheles coustani, 648 nucleotides. RefSeq names its product small ribosomal subunit protein bS6m (gene mRpS6). NCBI's taxonomy places the organism in Eukaryota, Metazoa, Arthropoda, Insecta, Diptera, Culicidae. The transcript has 2 exons. Gene Ontology annotation, cellular component: mitochondrial small ribosomal subunit; ribosome. Gene Ontology annotation, biological process: translation. Bases 115 to 567 code for a protein of 150 amino acids. The record is from RefSeq and is a predicted model, not a curated record. Gene Ontology annotation, molecular function: structural constituent of ribosome; small ribosomal subunit rRNA binding.
UUUACAGUUGUCGAGUGUUUCACAUGUUUAGAAAUCGGAUUGUUUUGAUUGCAAAGAUUGAAUAACACCGGUUGGAGGAUCAAAAAACCACGGCGAGCCGACACAGUUUGCAGCAUGCCUACCUAUGAACUAUCGUUAAUUUUACGCCAAAUGUCCAGGCCGGAUAUGGUAGCCACCCUGAAGCGCACUGCGACGGCAAUAUUCGACAAAGGCGGAAUCAUCCGGAAGCUAGACAACCUGGGCACCAAACCAUUGCCCUUCAAAACGAGCUCACACGGACUGGUGCACCGGACGGGCUCGUAUUUUGUGUUCAAAUUUGAUACCCCGCCGACGGCCAUUGAUGACCUAGACGAAGAGUACGGGCGAGACGUCGACAUUGUCCGAAAGCGCAUCUACCGGGCCGACGUGUCGCAACAGGAAGAGAUUACCUGCACACUGCACGACGAAUUGCUUCCGCCAGCUUACCGGAAGGAUGUGCAAAAGAUGGUAGCGACCGCCGAGCGGAACAAAACGAAGAAAGUGUUCCAAUACAAUACGGGGCUUGACUAUUAUCCUUUCCAAAAGUGAGCGAACGAUCAAAACCUGCAACACAUUGCGAGUUUUUUUUAGUUUGUUAUGAAUACAAUUAAUUACAUUAAUAGUUCCAAU